Messenger RNA from Penaeus vannamei (Pacific white shrimp), 2838 nucleotides. NCBI's taxonomy places the organism in Eukaryota, Metazoa, Arthropoda, Malacostraca, Decapoda, Penaeidae. The record is from RefSeq and is a predicted model, not a curated record.
UCUUCAUCACCUCCUUCAUCUUCGCCACCAUCUCCUCCUUCUCACCUCCUCCUUCUUCUCCUCCUCCAGAUACGGAAGAUCGGCGGCGGGGGGUUCGGGGAGAUCUACGAGGGUCAGGACCUGGUGACCCGAGAACAGGUCGCCCUCAAGCUCGAGUCCGCCAGGCAACCCAAGCAGGUCCUCAAGAUGGAGGUCGCCGUCCUCAAGAAGCUGCAGGGUCGCGAGCACGCCUGCCGCUUCAUCGGCUGCGGGCGCAACGAGCGGUUCAACUACGUGGUGAUGCAGCUGCAGGCCAAGAACCUGGCGGAGCUCCGUCGGGCGCAGCCGAGGGGCGCCUUCAGCCUCUCGACCACGCUGCGCCUCGGACACCAAAUCCUCAGGGCUAUCGAGGCUAUUCACGAGGUCGGCUUCCUCCACAGGGACAUCAAGCCGUCCAACUUCAGCAUGGGUCGUCUCCCUCACAACUGCAGGAAGGUAUACAUGCUGGACUUUGGAUUGGCGCGUCAGUACACCAAUGCCAACGGGGAGGUGCGGACGCCACGUGCUGCGGCCGGGUUUAGAGGGACAGUACGUUAUGCCUCAAUGAACGCACACAAGAACAAGGAGAUGGGCCGGCACGAUGACCUGUGGUCUCUCUUUUACAUGAUUGUAGAAUUUGUGAAUGGACAGCUUCCUUGGAGAAAAAUAAAGGACAAGGAACAGGUGGGCCUCAUGAAGGAAAAGUACGACCACCGGCUACUCAUCAAGCACCUCCGUCCGUCCGACUUCAAACAGUUCCUGGAACACAUACAAAACCUUGAUUAUUACGACAAGCCUGACUAUGCUAUGCUGUCUGGUUUAUUUGAGAGAUGUAUGAAACGUCGAGGGGUAAAGGAGGCUGACCCGUUUGACUGGGAGAAGACUCCUACCGACAACUCCCUUGGCACAACCACUACUACUACGCAUGCUGUUAUUACGAAGCCUCAACAUGUGGACAGCCGUUUGGUGUAUGGCGGUGGGGGCGUCACAGACAACAUGCUUGAUGACAAUGUCUUGGGCUCAGUGGACAACCAGGAGAAUGUGGAGGCGCCCCAUGACCAUGACACGACCAAGGAGACGAAAGGCGAGACACCGUCCUACACCAACCCCAGCCGAACAUCAACCAGAGUAAAAGGAGAAACAUGUAGUUAUACACCACCUUUAAGUACAAGGAGCCAGGAGUAUGGCCUUGCGCAGAUGUUAUCAGAAAGUGAGUCUCAAGAGGUCGAUGUACUUUGGCCAGAAAUUCACUGCAAACUAGUAAGACUUGCUAGCAUCAAAUACUUCAUCAAGCACGUCUAUGCCCCCCCCCAACUACAACAGGUGGAGACUAAGGACCGCGUGCUGAACGAUAACAACGUCAAUGCGAACAUCAUCGUCAACAAUGAGAAGGACACGAACGAGGUGGAGAUGUCACCCAAGAAGAGAAAGUGUCCUAACAGGUAUUGUAGGCACAGUACAUGCACAGACUGUGAUGCAUUGGGAGUAAACUGCAAUCAUGCACAGGUUGUGAUGAGGCCUGAUACAUUGCAUCGCCUUGCAUUGCCAAUGAAAUACUAUAACUUGCAACUCACACAGAAGCAACAGUGCACUGUGGAAGAAUUCACCUGUGAGAAAGAAGGAGAAGGAGGUGGGGAGAAGGAGAAGGAGGGUCGCCUCGAGUGUUCUACCGAUUGGGAUGGAGAUGCGGUCAUGGCCUCCAGACAAGGCCACACCACGCCAAGAGGAGCUGGAAACGAGGAUAAUAAGAACAGAAAACCACUGGCAGUACUAAGGUUAUCGUCAGUAGAUACAGCUGUGGAUGAUGUAGAUAUGAAUGUAGAACCUGCUAGCAAGAGGGAAGAUCAGUACUCUGUACAGGAUGGAAGUUAUGUGAGCUUCCAGGAUGGAGGACGGCUGGUGAGGAUGGAGCCCAGUGCAGGGGGGGUGUCUCCGGGCGGCUCCACACCCCCCACAGAGGGAGACUUCCACCCACAUGCUCGCGACCACACCCCACACCGAAGGACCCACCACAAAAGGUUCCACCCAGUUCAGCGAGCGAAGUACCUGGGUCAUCGCGACGUGUCCAUCACCCAGUUUGCUCUGGCUGAUGACGACAAUGUCUCCCAGCCGGCCACCAAGGGAGGAGGAGGAGGUCUUACUUUGGCCUCACAGUGGAAAUCACAGUUUGACGAUUCGGAGGAGACCGACAAUGAGUUGAAGGCGGACAACCUACAGAGCCCCGAGCACAAGCAACGCCUCACCCUGGUGUCCCCCUCGUCCCACGGCCCCGACGACACUGCCAUGACCCCCGUGCAGGACGCGGUGCCGGCGGAAAAGUCCCGGCGCGGCACUGAACUCUCCAGAAUCAGCGAAGAUGACCGCCAUCGCUCCUCUGAUCACCACACCCACACCCAGGUCUGACCCUUCGCUAAAACACAUGCCUGUCUGAUCUCUUAACCACCGUUUAUAUAUCACCGGUUGUAUUUCUUUUUUUCUUUUCUUUAGUCCCAGUGUAACCCAUGUUUGUCACAGAUUUUUCUUUUCUUUUUUUUGAUAUGUUUUUUUUUUUUGUGUCUAGAAAUGUGAUGUCAUUGCGUACACUGGCUUCUACCACGUUUUUUAAGUUGGCAGGUACUUUGCAGAAUUUGUAUAUACACCGUCCACUGUCACAGAAUUGACUGGAUCUUUCUUUUGCCAAUAUUAAUGUAUUAGAAUACAAUCCUCCACCAAACUCAUGUCUACUGUAGUUGUGCAUAUUUUAUCCUUAUGUGACUGGGCGUAAAAAAAAAAUCUUUUGAAUUUUUAUGGCAUUAUUGUCAGCAUUAUCAAGUAUUUUUG